Messenger RNA from Lasiosphaeria miniovina, 2577 nucleotides. RefSeq lists its product as uncharacterized. The coding region runs from base 1 to 2577 and encodes 858 amino acids. Gene Ontology annotation, molecular function: protein binding. Gene Ontology annotation, cellular component: cytoplasm. The record is from RefSeq and is a predicted model, not a curated record. The transcript has 2 exons. NCBI's taxonomy places the organism in Eukaryota, Fungi, Ascomycota, Sordariomycetes, Sordariales, Lasiosphaeriaceae.
AUGGAUUCGGAAGACGGGGAGUACUUUAUAAAGCAACUCGCCAGCUUUGUGCGGACGCACGAAAAGGCGCUUGCGAACGCGCUGCAGUUUCGGAGACAAAACGCUCCUCGGCAUGGAUCCUCGCAGAGCGUCUCGUCGGUCGCGUCCAUACCCGUGCCCAGCUCGCCGUCCGUGCCUGAGCGACCGUCGACCUCAGCGUCAACGUCGAGUACACUGGCUGCCGCCUUGUCGCUCGGCACUCUGAACUUCACAUCCCACAGUGUGAAGUCAGCGAAGUUGGCCCUCACCCCCCACCACUUGUUCUAUUUGCUCUCGCGUUUUGAAGAACUAGGCAUUCCUGUUGGGCCCAUGAAAGUCCGUCUCGAGAACCUGCACGACAGCACCACGUCAGCCAAUUACGUGUCGUUUCUUGGCCAGUCCCAGCGCUCCAAGACCCAUGGCUCCGAGGUUGGUUCGAUUCGCUCUGUCUCGAGUAUUCGGAGCGUCAUGUCGGGCAUGUCGGCCCUUUGGGCCAGCUUUGGUAUUGGCUCUAGCAUAUCCGCCGCACGGACUGAGCGACAAAAGGCGGCGGUCCAGGCCGAUCUGAAAUACCUAUAUUCCGCCUUCACCAAGAUCCCUUGUCUGAGACUGGCACCCGACUGGCGGGCCCGGCUGAUCAAAGGCUACGAGGAGUUCCCUUUUGACUCGGCCGUGCCGCUCUAUGUGUUCAAGAACGUCCAGGCUCUCGAGGUGAGCGAUAUCGACUUCAGGCAGUUCUUCGGCUGGGACAAGCUUGCCGAUCAGCUCCGGUCCCUGACCGUGAAGCGUGCAAGUAUUGAUGAUCCAGCCGAUAUCUUGAUCGAUAUUGUGCUGGACGACAUGGACAAGCGGCGACGUCGCAGCUCCAAGGCGCAGACGUCGCCAACUACGCCUUGGGCACAAUCGGCGAGUCCAAGGAGAAGUCCUACGGUCUCGCAUGCCGAGCUUCACAAGUCCACUUCGGCCCCUGGUUCUCCCGAACCCCGGAAGUCGACGACUGAUCUGCCCGUUGGAUCGCUUAGCUCUGAAAUUGGAACGGAUCAGGAUGGAUCCAAUGACCCGGAUAGCAGGCGGCCGUCUAUUGUCAGGGCGGAUAGCGACGAACCAAGAUCGCCUAGCAAGGCUUCCCGGCCCCGGAGCCACUCCCCCCGCCGGCCCUCGAGCUCUAGGAAUGGAUCGGCCAAUGUGCGCGGAUCCUACAAGAUACGGCGCUCCGGGUCUGGAAGCUCCCACUCCAGCCUGUCGGACUCGUGGCAUAACUCUCGCGGAAGCUCUUCAAAUCUCCUGGUCAUGGGCAUUCUCCCGGCUUCCAAGUGGCGGUUCCUCAAGCAUCUGAGUUUGGCAGAUAACUCGCUAACCUCGAUUCCCUCGUCGAGCCUGUCGCCGCUUUCAAACACGCUGCAUUCGCUCGACCUUUCGUCUAACCUGUUCACUCAAAUACCUGACAGUCUUGCAAAUCUUACCGCUUUGCGUGCACUGAACUUGGCUCAAUGCAUGAUAGAUUCUUUGCACUCGCUGACUCGCAAUCCGUUGCCCGCCAUCACUGCCCUGAACUUGCGGGCAAACCGUCUGCAAUCGCUUGCUGGGAUUGAGCGUCUUUACCCCCUGGAGAGACUAGACCUGAGAGACAACCGCCUUACGGACCCCCUGGAACUGGCACGGCUAACUGGCCUCCCGGAAAUACGUGAAGUAUACGUAGAGGGUAACCCUUUUACGCGCACACAUCGUGAUUACCGUGUCACCAUUUUCAACCUCUUCCGCAAGACACCGGGAUAUACGGAUGACAUCACCAUCGAUGCUACUGGACCGAGCUAUUCCGAGAAGCGCUACCUGAUAGAGCGUGUUGAUGAACCAGAAGCUGUGCCUGUGGUUAAGCCUGUGCCGCUGGAGAUUCCCGCAGUCGACGUCAGCAAGCCGGCCAUCAUUUAUGACGCGCCACUCAAUGAGCCUGCUCUGCUUCGGAAGGAGCGGCCAGCGCCCUUGAGUGCCUCCAGCGAGGUCAACACAAGCUCGACACGUCGUCGCAGAGCCCCCAAACGACGCAUCGUCGAUCUUGCCACGAACGAAGGCUCGGUUCCUCACGCUCAGCCCGUUGACCGGUAUAGAGCGAGUAACAAUGGUGCCGCUUUGGGCUUGGACAAAACCUAUCUCGUCGGUCAACCUCUAGAGACCAAAAGGGCAACGCAAAACACUCUAGUGGAGAGCCCGCUACCUAGCGCGCAAAUCCACCCGGAUGUUCCGAGAAUCGAUACCAGUGUUAUCCCGCAGCUGCCGCCUAUCUACGCCUCCCACGACAGCCCGCCGACCAACCACAUUUGGAAUGAGAAUCCAGACUGGGACGUCGGCGGUGAACUAUACCGUCGUAAGAUAGAGGCUCUCCGCGACAAGGUCGGAAGCGGCUAUUUGAGCGUCCUUAACGAAGAGGGGUGGAAUCCUACAUCCCGCCCUCUAGAUUAUCACGAGGCUGACUUCGGUCCUGCCUCUCCUCUACACACCAACCCAACCACGCCCCGGGCUGCGAGCGUCCAGCCGAUACACAGCGGCCGCACGCUUGGUUGA